AGUGUGUUUGGUGUAGUUUGUUGUAUUGCUUUGUUUAUGCAUUCUUCUGCACGAGAGAAAAGUUAAUUAUUAGUGAAAACUUUGAAAGAAUUUAGGAUCAUACUCUUACCGUGUGUGCUGUUCUUUUAAUUCUACGUAUAUAAUUUUCUGUUUUCUGUUUGUGGACAGUAGGUUUUUUUUCUGAUAUACAGGCUUUAAAGAUGGCAGAAGCUGUGCCAGAAGAAGAAUUGACCAUUCCGAGAGCUGCUAUGAACAAAAUGAUUAAAGAGAUUGUUCCCAGUGUCCGAGUUGCCAAUGAAGCUAGAGAAUUGAUUCUUAACUGUUGUUCUGAGUUCAUACACCUUUUGGCUUCAGAGGCUAAUGAAAUUUGUACUCAGCAACAGAAAAAGACUAUUAAUGCAGAGCAUAUACUUGGAGCAUUAGAUAGGCUUGGAUUCAAUGACUACCGUACUGAUGCUGAAGCAGUGUUGAAAGAUUGUAAAGCUGUUGCUGCCAAAAGGAGGCGCCAAAGUACAAGGUUGGAAAACUUGGGAAUUCCAGAAGAAGAGCUAUUGAGACAACAGCAGGAAUUAUUUGCCAAAGCCAGAGAAGAACAAGCUGCUGCUGAGCAGCAACAGUGGCUACAACUUCAAGCAGAGGCUCAAAUGUCCUUGCAGCAACAACAGGGAGAUGUUCCAUCAAAUUCAGAAGAUGGAGAAUACUCUUAGAAGAUUGUUUGUGAAAUUUGAUUCAAUACAUACAAAAUUUGAUUUCUAGAA
Molecule: messenger RNA, 758 nt
Organism: Daphnia pulex (common water flea)
Lineage: Eukaryota; Metazoa; Arthropoda; Branchiopoda; Diplostraca; Daphniidae
Gene: NC2beta
Product: protein Dr1-like
Exons: 4
Coding region: 201-707 (168 amino acids)
Biological process (GO): negative regulation of transcription by RNA polymerase II; RNA polymerase II preinitiation complex assembly; chromatin remodeling
Cellular component (GO): negative cofactor 2 complex
Molecular function (GO): core promoter sequence-specific DNA binding; general transcription initiation factor activity; TBP-class protein binding
Source: RefSeq, a predicted model, not a curated record